Messenger RNA from Quercus robur (English oak), 1109 nucleotides. Its product is annotated as gamma-secretase subunit APH1-like. The transcript is spliced from 6 exons. The record is from RefSeq and is a predicted model, not a curated record. Gene Ontology annotation, biological process: protein processing; positive regulation of catalytic activity. The coding region runs from base 86 to 835 and encodes 249 amino acids. Gene Ontology annotation, cellular component: membrane; gamma-secretase complex; endoplasmic reticulum. NCBI's taxonomy places the organism in Eukaryota, Viridiplantae, Streptophyta, Magnoliopsida, Fagales, Fagaceae. Gene Ontology annotation, molecular function: protein-macromolecule adaptor activity.
AUUACUGUAAAAAGUAAAAACCUCAAAAACUUAAAACAGUAUUUUUGGUUGGAGAGCUGAGAGAAGUGGGAGUAUUGUACUGAAGAUGACAAUAGCGGCAGGGAUCGGAUACGCCUUGCUUGCGCUAGGCCCGUCUCUUUCCCUCUUCGUCUCUGUAAUCUCCAAAAAGCCCUUCUUGAUCCUCACCGUCCUCUCUAGUACACUGUUAUGGCUUAUAAGUCUGAUCGUGCUGUCGGGACUGUGGAGGGGUUUUCUUCCUCUGAAUUCAACGACAUGGUGGCCUUAUGGUCUGCUUCUAUUCACAUCUAUUGCUUUUCAAGAAGGCCUUCGGCUUCUUUUCUGGAGAGUCUACAGGAGGUUGGAAGAUCUGUUGGAUGCCUUUGCUGACAAAGUCUCAAAACCACGCCUAUUUAUGACAGAUAAGAUGCAAAUUUCUCUUGCUGGUGGUUUGGGUCAUGGGGUGGCCCAUGCUGUGUUUUUCUGUCUCAGCCUCUUAACGCCAGCAUUUGGUCCUGCUACGUUUUUCGUUGACAGGUGCUCUCAGAUACCAUUUUUUCUUGUCUCUGCAAUCAUUGCUCUUGCAUUUGUUACAAUUCACACUUUCUCCAUGGUCAUUGCGUUUAAUGGAUACGCAGAAGGGAACAAAAUGGACCAACUUUUUGUUCCUGUAGUUCAUCUUGCUGCAGGAUUGGUGACACUGGUAAAUUUUGCAUCUGGAGGUUGCAUUGUCAGCAUCCCUCUUCUCUAUUUCAUUGCAAUCUUGACCUUGAUUUAUUGUGGGAAGAUGGUGUGGAGAAGAUUGACAGAGCAUCAAAGCACACAGGGAAACUCAUAGUAGCUAGUAACAAAGUCUCCUUGUUGCUCAAUUCAGUAGUAGAGUUAUGUACUGAUCAAAGUUUCCUCUGUAUAAAAUUGUUAUGACUUUUCCAUAUAUUAGCUCUCCUCCCCUCCCUCUUCCAAAAAAAAGGGGGAAAAAAAGAAGUGCUAACUUAGAAUAUCCAAAACAACAGUUUCUUGAAGAAAUAUUAGUAGUCAUGUCUACUGUGUUUGUGGCAUUCACAGGUAAAUUCUGAAAUUUGAAUCAAAUGCCUAUAUGCAAUUUUUAUUUA